CUUUUUUUUUUUUUGUGGGGGGGUGGUGGUGGUUAGGGGUGCUGUGCUUUGUUCACGGGUGCAAGAUGGGGAGGAAAAGCGCCCGUGGAGGCGUCGGGGCCGCCUGACUCCAGCCCGCCGGGGCAGCGGCGCUCCCGGCCUGGCUGCUGCGGGGGGGCAGCCUCGGCUGCUGAGCCACGGCCGCCCGCUGACCGCAAGUCCUUGCGAGGGCUCCGGAGGGGUCACUUCGGUGCUGUCUGGCUGCAGCAGCGCCUGGAGGACGCGUCUGUGUGCGGGACCUGUAACUAAGUGGACCCUACUGACCUCUGAACCACAAAGCGUAAGAGUGAAAAGAAGUGGGAGAAACACGUGAAGAAAAAGGAAGUGAGGCACUUUCCUCUGGACUGCUUUCCUGCCCUUUAUUACUAAACCUGAAUGGAAAAGAGAGACUUCCGUGCCUUUCCUCCCCCAACCUCAGGGAUGGGUGGAUUGUAAAUACAGUGUGCGCAGCUGGGAGAAUAGACUGAACCAUGAAUCUUCAGGCUCAGCAAAAGUCUUCAAACAAAAGGACUGGGAAACGAAUUGCCUAUUUUAAUGAGCAGGAAAUAGCUGUGUCAUCAAAAGAACCUCAGCAGCCGCUGAAGGAAGGACAGUACUAUGGCCAUGGAGGGAAUAUACCGGUCUCCCAAACUAUGGAGAUUUCCCAUGCAGGAGGAUUAACAAGUGCCCCCAACAAUGUUGCUUUGAUGAACUCUGUUUACAAUCAAGAUAGGGGAGAAUCAAUGAUGAUGUCCCAGGCAGUAACAGCUGUCAAAUGGCAGAAUUCCCUAACGGGAAAUCGGUUGCCACAGAGGGGUGACGGCCACUGGCAGUCUCCACCUUCGAUGUGGAACCAUGGUAUGGUUUUUGGAGGCAACCCAAAAGGACCCCACUCCAAUGCUGGUGCCCCAGGCUUCUAUAGCCAUGCAGAAGCCCUUAAAAGAAAUCAAGAGAAAGGAGUGUUUGUGUCACAGCUGGACUUGUAUGGAGAUGCUGUCCAGCAGAUGAUGUCCCAGAAGGCUCAGCUGGAACAGCAAGCCCUGGUUAGGCAGCAAGCUCAAAUCAAUUCUUUUCAUCAGAUGCAGAAACAGCAGCAGCAGAAUCAGAGUCUGCCGUUACAACCUUUCCAACUUGCAUUUGGUCACCAAGGCCAAAAGCAGGGUCUUCCUGAAUUGUUACAUGUCUUUCAAGAAGCCCCAGCUUCUUCCAGUCCAGCAUUUACUGCUCAACAAAAACAGCAAGCUCUUCCCCAACUACAGUUGUUUGAAAAUUUUUAUCCUCAACAGCAGCAGCAACAGGCUGCCACACAAGCCUUCAGCCUGCAGCAAACUACUUCCAUAGCACAGCCUCAUGUGGCAGCUGCAGCACCUCAGCAUCACAUGAUGGCACACCAGUUUCAGCAAACAGAGAGAAACCAGGAACUAUUCAAGGCUCUAACAGAGCAGAACCAACAGACUGUGCUACCUCAGACCCAGAUUCCCUUUCCAAGAAGGUCACGGAGACUCUCCAAAGAAGGUGUCCUGCUGACAUCUGCAGGAGAAGUGUUGGCUUCCAAGCAGUCAGAAGAACAACCUAGCAAUUUAUUUCUGCAUCACUGGCAAACACAUCAGCAAGAGGUCCCAUUACAGCAGCCACCUGAAUCACUGGCCCACCACAAAAGCAACUAUUUGCACCCCAAGAGACUGGAUCUGGGGCAGAAGGAUGUCCUGGUCAAUAGUGAGCUGUGCCAGAUGGAAACAGACAGACAGACCACAGCCCAGAACGGUAGAGAUGGAGAGAAACAGGCAGCAGCAGCUGAAGAAAACACUCAGAGAACUAAUGAUUUUCAGGGUGUCAGAGGUGGUGUCAUCCAGAGUACACGACGGAGACGGCGUGUUUCUCAAGAAGCCAAUUUGCUAACUUUGGCUCAAAAAGCUGUUGAGCUGGCUUCUCUUCAGAAUGUAAAGGAAGCAGAUACUUCAGAAGAGAAGAGUGUGCUGAUAGCAGCUCCAGGACCUACAGCUGCAAAAAGUGUGGUGGAAUUCGCCAGUUCUUCACCAGCUCCCAAAAGAGCCCGAGAGGAUAACAGCCUCGUGCCUCUUAUCAUUCCUGUGUCUGUGCCAGUGAGAAAAAUUGACUUGCAGAGCCUUGGAAAAGAAAAGUCUGAGGACGGAAAGCUCCAGAGAGGCCAAACAAAUGAUCGAGCUCCUUGUGAACGCAAGCCCUCUGUGAUAGUCACUCGGAGGCGAUCUAAUCGUAAUACUAACAUGGAAACCUCAAAUCAGCAUGAAGAUGCUGUUCCAAAGGAUGAAGCAGAGGGCUUUGCCCGGAAACCAAAGCAGCGGCCACGACCUGAGCCACUCUUCAUUCCACCAAAAGCUGGCACCUUCAUUGCACCACCCGUUUAUUCUAACAUUACUCCAUAUCAGAGCCACUUACGGUCACCUGUCCGUCUGGCAGAUCAUCCUUCGGACAGGAACUUCGAGCUACCUCCUUACACUCCUCCACCAAUUCUUAGUCCAGUGAGAGAAGGAUCUGGGCUCUAUUUUAAUGCUAUCCUCUCUUCAAGUGGUCAUUCUGUUCCACCUCCAAUGACUCCUAAAAGUGCUCACAGAACUCUGCUUAGAUCAAACAGUUCAGAAGUUACCCCUCCUGUUCUUACAGUAGUGGGGGAAGCCACGCCGGUCAGCAUUGAACCGCGAAUAAAUGUAGGAACUCGCUUUCAAGCAGAAAUCCCAUCACUCCAAGACAGAUCUCUGGCAGCAGCUGAUGAACAUAAAGCAGAGCUGGUGUGGCAGCCGUGGGGCGACCUGGAAACCAACAAAGUCACCCAAGAGAAUGUGGAAAACCUGCUAGCUGCUGCCUGUUCAAGCAUUUUUCCUGGGGCUGGAACCAACCAGGAGCUGGCGUUGCAUUUCUUACAUGAAGCAAAGGGAAGCAUUCUGGGAGCUUUGACCAAACUGCUGUUGCAGAGGCCAGUACGAUCGCCUACCCACCCUUUGGCAGAUUAUCACUACACAGGAUCAGACAAGUGGAAAGUUGCUGAAAAAAAACUUUUCAACAAAGGAAUUGCAAUCUACAAGAAAGACUUUUUCUUGGUCCAAAAGCUUAUAAAAACCAAAACAGUGGCCCAGUGUGUGGAAUUCUACUACACAUACAAGAAACAGGUGAAAAUUGGUCGGAAUGGGACCUUAAUCUUUGGGGACAUUGAUGUUGCUAAUGAGAAAUCGAUGAAAGAUGAAGCUGAAGUAGACAUCAAGAGUUCCCAUAGGUUUGCACGUGUUCUUCCUCCCAGAAGGGACAUUUACAGUGAAGAACAGGGGCACGUGGAGGAAGACGAGGAGGAGGAAGAAGAGGAGGCAGAGGAAGGGUUGGAUAACAGAAAGAGCAGCACAGUUCCACUCAAAGAUGAACAGACACUACAAGAUGGUGUAACAGCCAAUGACACCAAUCUGAGGAGUCAAGAGGGAACUGUCACAGGCAGAGUUGGAAGGAAGCCGAGGGAGGCAGCAGUGAAGCCUCGAAAGCCUAUUGCUGCUCCAGUGCAGAGGAGGAGGCGGAAACAGAAGAUAAAAUCAGAUGCUACCAGUAAAACUCAGAACACAGAAAACGCAUUUCCAUGUAAAAAAUGUGGCAGGGUCUUCUACAAGGUGAAGAGCCGCAGUGCUCACAUGAAAAGCCACGCAGAGCAGGAAAAGAAGGCGGCUGCUCUGAAGCAGCAAGAGAAGGAGGCAGCAGCAGCAGUGGCAGCAGCGGCGGCAGCAGCCCACAGCCAGGCCCAGCGGGAAGAGAGCAGCGAGAGUGGGAGCAGCAGCAGUGGAAGCAGCAGCGCGAGCUCGGAUGAAGAAGGAGAAAUAUAGCAGCAGACCAGAAACGGAGGGAGUAGCAAGGCUGGACCCAACCUCCCUCUUGGUGGUUUUACUUUUUUUGCUUGCACUUUCUUUACCUGACCUAUCAGGUCUCAGUUUUAGUGCUGCCGUUUCCUGACGCCACAUGUUCCACUUCACCUUGCCAGUACUGACCAAGCCGGAAUGGUGGAUGAAAAGAUUUGUUUCAACUUUUUUUUUUUUUUUUUUUUUAAACAAAUAAGAUUUCUAUUCUAUUUAUAAUGAUACCUGAGGUACAUAAUAGAACAAUGUCACCUGCGGUGGAAGUACGUUCUCUCAGGUCAGUCAGACCUUUCUUUUGUGCUUGUCAGGAAUCAUGCUAACAGAACUCUUGGAUAUAAAGGUUUCCAGACCGGAGCAAGAAAAUGAUGCUCUGCUCUGGGCCAAGUGUAUCCAGUUACUGUGACACUGGUGAUUUCUAGAUGUUUCCUUUCUCAGCAAGUUCUCCUUCCUGUUACACUUUCCUGCCUUUCUUUCUGAGCAUUUAUUCAGGCAGCCAAUAAGUUUCGUGGAAAGAUGGUGUGCACUUUUGGCCUCUGAUUCACAAAAAUGACAAGUGGGAUGAGCAAGACAGUCAUCUUCCUUUUGAGAGCAAGUUUUAUUUUUCCAAAAGGAAGCCCGAGGUGGUUUGUUUUAUGCCAUUAAGAAUGCAGCAAUGGAUAUAAAAAUACCGUGUGGGAUUAGAGUAGCCACAGGCCUUGCGGGUUGUCUCGUCUUGGAGAACAAAAUAGUCUGCCUUUGAUUAACUUAAUGGAAAGUAGUCUGGGCUUUACAAGUGCAAUUUGAAAUGUAAACUGCUGGGUUUGACUUUGCAUAAAUGGGAGCAAGUUUGUUUAGUGAAAAUGAACCAAGACUUUCUUGUGUGCUGGAUUGUGUGCGCCUCAGAGAUGGGAGGAAUGGACUCUAAUCUCUAGCAGUGAUCCCUCAGUGAAUGGCUUUUACCUCUCAACACGUCCGUUUCUUUCUUGCGGCAGCCCUUAUGUAUUCCCUGAAAUUGCCAUCAUUAAGAGCUAGUGUCGUGGGGCCCUAGUUUCCCAAAUACUUCUGUCGGACAGUAUGUGCAUGCAGGAGAAGCUUGUCACUUACUUCCACACCGGUGGCUGGAGGGCAGUGCCUGCUGGAUUGUCCUGCUGUAAGCCUUGCUGGAAGGCUGACUCCUCCUUCAGAACUGACACAUGCUCAUAGCCCAUAAAGUCCAGCCACCAAAAGCCUGCUGGUAAAAGAGAGUUAAGAACUAGUAAAGUGGUCCAGAUGACAUAGCUGUUAGAUUGUUCUGUACAUCUUUAUAGCCCACGUUUAUCAUUGUUUCGUAAAGAUGCAAAGGAUCAGAUCACUUCCUUGUGCUUCAGUCAGUCAGUCCCAGUCCCUACCCUGGCUGCUCAGCUCCCUCCCUCCAGCCAGUGCUUAGAAGCAGCGCUGAUCCCUGGCUCCUGGGUGCUGGCACUGUGUCAGGUCGUGUGUGUGCUGCUCCAGUGGUGCAAUACCACACGAGCCGGUCACUGCUGCAUUCCCAAGCAGGGAUCCUAAGGGAGUUGUUGUACAUGAACUACGGUGUGUUCCAGACUGGAUAAUCCUUCAAGCUGCUAGAUAAAUUCCAGGUUAACUAACUAUGGAAGGUGCCAUCUGGCAAUCUUUUCCUGCCUCCUGGUUUUAUACAACCAUGGUUGCUUCACUCUUGAAGUCUGGGAGGCUGCGUAUUGUAUGUUUGCUUUGACAUAUAUAUGCCUUUGCAUAGAAUCCUUUUCCUUACUAGCAGAAACAGUUACUACUCUUAGAAAAUAAGUAGGAGUACCAUUAAGGACUGCACUUUUUCCAGUGUUGACACUUUUGUCUUUAAGUGUUCAAUUUUCUGCCAAGAUUGUGGGGGUUUUAUUCCUAACAAAAUUAGGUUUCCUUUCAGCAUUGGGACAACUGUUCCAUGUCCCUGCAUGCAGGGGUCUUGUUGACUAACUAGGCUGUGGGAGCAGAUGGCAUGUCAUGAACUGUUAAGAUCAUGCAAAAAUGGCUAAAAACUAAAAGCUACUGGUCUUUAAAAAGAAGCUUCAGCAAAUCAGUCUUCCUGAUAAGAAUUUCAGUGUUCAUUGUUAUCUUCUUCCUUUCAUAAAUUGGAGAAAACACUUGUCUACCAUUAUCGUAAGGCCCUCAGAGAGAACAGCGUUUUUAGCACACUGUUCUAGGAAGGACAGUAGGUGAAGCAGCCGGACCUCAUGGUCCACUUGCUGUACUGGGAUUAAUUCCAGUAAAAAGCAAUGAUACAAUUAAACAAAGUUCCAAAGUAUGUUUCUGGGAAGUUGCCAAUAGUUUCCAGAUCUUGAGAACUACAAGGCAACAGUUCAGAAACAAGCAGAGCUUGUGAGGGUAUCUAACAAAGUGAUGUAGCUAUGAUUAUACAGUUGCAAUGAAUGUAUUUGCCUGGAAUACCACUGUCACAGAAGUGGAAGGGUGUACGGUUACUGAACUGAGACUGGGAAGGCCUAAAACACAUAACAAAGAAAAGGAGGUGGAACUGGCACAUAUUGAGGAACAUGGCAAAAAAUGAAGAUGUCUUAGAUUGGAGAUUUGGUUAAACUUGAGAAUUACAAUAAGGUUAAACAAAACCUUAUAAAAAUGCUUUUACAAUCCUUGCUAAAACAGUGCAAAAUGAAUCAGUAUGUAAUCCCUUAGAGACAACCAGAGACUCUUCAUACUAGGACAAACCAAAGCUCUGUCUAGCUCCAGGUCUUGUUUCUGACAGUGAUAAGGAGCAGAUGCUUAGGAAAAAGCAAAGGGCAGUAUGGACUAGUGGGUAUAGUUCCAGCUGGAGAAUAGGUUGCUGAACUAGAAGAACGUAUGUGCCGCCUUUGGAAAGACAAACCUGCAGAGAGGUUUGUGCUGAAAUGUGCUCAUCUUUCAGGCAGAAAACUGGGACAUUUCUCUGCCUUUUACUCAUCUGCUCUAUCAUCUGUGUUUACUCCAGUAUUUUUAGCAUCUGGAAGCAUGCCUGGGUGAUAAUGAGCACACAUUUAAUCAUGGCCCUCAGGAGUUUUCAAGCUUGAAGUAGUUUUAGAUUUGGCAUAGUAAAUUAUGGUGACAAACAACUGAUCAGAUGAAACAAAGUACUAAGGCUUAGGGAGCAAAUUGGGGGAUUGCUUUAAGUACCAGUUUAAUCUCCUUUCAGAUACGAUGAUGCUUGAAUGCAAGCAUUAUUAUAGUCUUCCAAAGACCAGAUCUUUCAGUGAUUCUCCUUAUUUUAGGAAAUCGAUAUGAGGAAGUUUUUUUCUCAUCAAGGAUAAAUCAUUGAGGUGCUGAUAAGAACGAAUCCGAUUUUCUUUAAUUGCACAACAAUGGUGCGUGUAUGACACACUGAAUCCAGUACCGGUGGUUUCUCUCCCACCCUGCUGCAGUAGAAAUAGAAGAGAACAGGAAGAUUUGAAACAACAAGGGAAGGUCUUGUCACUGGAAGAAAAUCAGGCCUCUAAUGGCUGUGGGUUAGCACCGCUGACCAAAAAUCAGGUAAAUGUUCCAAGUCAGUGGCAUCAAAUGGAAACGUUUCUGAGCUUGUUUACAGAUUGCUACUAGCCACCAGAAGGUCUCUUUUCUGUCAUGGUAAUGCGUAAAAAUGAUUCUCUGAGUGUCUUGUGUAAAAACAAAUAAGCAAAGUCAAACCUGAUGCCCACUUGCUUAGGGUAGGAGUUUGGAAUUGAUCCUACAUCUGAAUUGGAUCCUGCCUGCUAGCAAAAGUUGGUAGAGAAUUGGUUUAAAAAAACCAACCCACCCUACCCCACUUGCUACGGACAGAGCGUUGGAGCUAAUUAGAAUUUGUCAAAUCCGGAAUUAACUCUGUUACUCUUCUUAGCAGGGGAAAAAGCUGGAGUGGCUCUUUACUGCAGCACAGUGUUAAUUGAAGGCUGUGUGCUUCCAAUUAUAAUUGAAAAAUAUAAUUUUGUAUGUUCUGUUGAUUUGUCCGGUUUAAAACCCCACGCUUGUUAUUUUCCAUCAUUUAAAGGCUUAUUUACUGCUCCCCAUUUAGUAUAAGGGUUUGCUGUUAAUAUAGAAAAAAGGCAGUGUAUGCUCAGUUGAGUUUGAGUUGAGUUUGAACAAGGCCUCUCUUUGCUUUAGCUGUCUUUCCUAUGGGAACACAUACAAGAUUUACAGGCUGCAGUUCUGUACAUGUGUACUAAUAGAUUUGCCUUUUACAGUGCGAGAUCAGGCUUCAGUGGUCACACACCCCGUAGUCAGGUGGCUCUAUUUCAGAAACAUGACCUGUUUGAGGCCUGGUGCCAGCACUGGCCACUGUGCAGCGGCAGAUCACGCUCUGCCCUGAUCUCGUACUUCUGCCUGUGUUGUCUGUACUUUACAGAUAAGAUUCAGUCUUUCAGGUUUGUGAUCUGCAUGGGAUAGCAUCUCAGGUUUGUAAGCCUGUGUGUGUAUAUUGUGAGUAGGUAUAUGCAUGCACUCGUGAUACGUAUCUGAUAUAGCUACAGGUGUUUUGCAGUCUGGCUGCAAGAACAACUCUGCGUUUUAAUUUAUUUGAUGUUUUCCCAUUUACUGUUACAGGUAACGGUAUCUGAGAGAACUCUGUUCUCUAAGUUGAAGGCCUACAGCAUUUCAGGUGGCUGUGCAGGACCGUGGCAUUUGCUAGGUAGGACCAGGUAGGAAUACAGCUGCUUAAAGGCAAGGCAAAGAUGGAAGUUCUAAAGCUUAAAGGUAACUCAUCUGUUAAUCGCAUACUAGACAUGUAACGUGAAGUCAAACUAGCUAAAAAUACUCUCCAGUUUAUCAAACUGAGGCUUUUGGCCAUUUUUAUCAUUGCAACAAGCUUAGAUUAAAAUCAACAUGCAAAAAAAGUGUUUCCUAAGCCACAAAGAGUGAGUUUUCUCACUCUCAGCAAUUACACACUUCUUAAUUCUCUUCAGGCAGUGGACGAGAAAGUUCUGAUACACACACAUCCUAGUUUAAAAGAAAUGGGAGUAGGGAGGAUUGCAGCCAUGGGUGUCUUGUCUGCUUUCAUCCAUCGGCACUUUCAGUCCCAUGGUUACCUCUGCCAGAAACCCUUAUUUUAAACCACAUUUUCCCAUGCAAACUUUCUCCCUGUUUCAUCCUCUGAUGUAUGUCUGAACAGUUAUAGAACUUUAAAGAGACGGAGAAGCAGUGUCUGCAGGUUGUGUUUGAGUUUUGUGCGGGUGAGUUUCUAUGUAAAUUCGUCACUUGGGUUCAGCUGCUUUACUCGCCCUCAUUUUCUCCUGUGUCAAACGUUAGGAUGACACAAACUUUAAAUCCACAGCUGUCUUAAGGAUUUUUCUUUCCCAGACUAGGAUUCCAUUGACAGCUGAGCCUGAAUAAACCCUUAACUUCUCCAGAUUAGAAGACUACAUAUAUUUUUAUAGAAAUGUAAUUGUAUAUUUUAAAAACCAGUUUCCUGCAGCUUCUCCACAUGUAUUCCCCCCCCACCUUGUAGUUCAGAUUUGAUAUAAACUUUUUUGUGUUCAUUCUUUUUAUGUUCUGUUUUUAAAUUUGUAGUCAAAGCUUUGGUGUACUGUACAGGAGCAGUCAGCCUUUGUAAUUACUGUAUAAAUGCUUUAUAAUAAAGUAUAUUACUUUUAUUUUAACAAGUAAGCAGACACUUCCUUUUGUGUGUCUGCUGCCUAGGGCACCUUUUAAAAAGACUGUUACAUGUUUAAAAUGUACAUAUAUAAAUAUAUUUACCUGUUGCUGUACAGUUGUGAUAGACUGGACUGAAUUUAUUUUUUGUGUGCUUUUUUUAUAAGAUAUUAAUACACUAAAGGAAAUCUUGCUGAUGUGAUUGUAAUGUACUAUGUAACUUAUUUACUGAAUAUCCUCUAUAUAUCUAAAAAAACCUUUUAUUAAAUGAGGUUUAAAAAAUA
Strigops habroptila (Kakapo) is the source of this 9748-nucleotide messenger RNA. It is a transcript of the gene MIDEAS, whose product is annotated as mitotic deacetylase associated SANT domain protein. Lineage: Eukaryota; Metazoa; Chordata; Aves; Psittaciformes; Psittacidae. Gene Ontology annotation, cellular component: transcription regulator complex; histone deacetylase complex. The record is from RefSeq and is a predicted model, not a curated record. Gene Ontology annotation, biological process: negative regulation of DNA-templated transcription; regulation of transcription by RNA polymerase II. Gene Ontology annotation, molecular function: transcription corepressor activity. The transcript has 13 exons. The coding region runs from base 510 to 3857 and encodes 1115 amino acids.